AUGAGAAAAAAACCUUUUUAAGAUAAUGGAAUUUAUGUAGAAAAACAUGCAAAAGCAUUACUAGAUUAUUAAUAAAAAUAAGAUGAAAAAGAUAUUAAUACUUAAUCUAAAUAUCGAAUCAAAGCUAUCAAAUAUAAAAAUAAUUUUUUAGAAUCAUAAGAAGUAAUUAAAGCAUUAAAAAUGGAAAAUUAAGAAAGUGUAAUUGAUUAGAAUUAAUUAAUUAGAAAAAAAUUAUCAGCGAAUUACUCUUAGAUAUUGAAGAAAUGAAGGAAAGAGAAAAAUUAUUAGAAUCUGAAUUAUAAGAAUAAAAAUAAUUAACAUAAUCAGCAAUUGAAUAAUUAGAACAAGAACUCUAAGAAUCUGUUGAAGAUCGAUUACUUUAAGAAUAAAAGUAAUUCUAAGAAAAACUUACUAUCUAAUCAAAUGAUGCUAUUGAAAAACUCAAGAAACAUUUUGAUGAAUAACUCUAAAUAAUUGCACAAACACCAAAAUUAAAUGCAUCACCUGCCAAAAAAAAAAAGAAGAAACAUACAUUUACUAGUACAACAAAUCUAAGACCAUAAAGUUAAACUACUGGUAGAUCUAAUAUUAGUGUAAUAAAAAAAAAAAAUGAUAUACAUAAAUAAAAUUAUUUAUUAUUCUAUCAAUGUAAAAAAAUUUACCAGGUGGAAAUACUCAUCUCAAAUCCAGUUUACAUUUACAUGAUAUUGUCUAUCUUGGUGCUCACAAUUCACCUAUGGCUAGUUGUUAUGGAUGGCAUUACACAUAAUAAAAUGUGACUAUAACUGAGUAGUUUGAAAAAUAUGGUGCUAGACAUUUCAAAAUUCCUUUACAUUGGCAUGUCUAAAAUGGUGUCCCUUAAGUAUUUUAUUUAGUCUACUAGAUUGUUAUUGCCCAUGAAGAAAAUGGUAAAUCUAAUUGUAAAAUGUCUCUUGCUUAGAGAUUAGCAUCGAAACCAGAAAAAGCUGUUGAUCGUCUUAAAGAAUUAGUUAAUUUAACUUUUAAAUAUCCUGAUGAAGUUAUUAUUAUGAAAUUAGAGAGUAAAUUAUUAGAGAGGUCUAAAGAUAAUGGAACAUUAGGGUGGAGUGAUAUUGAAGUGGCUCAAAAAUUGCAUAAUUUAUUAGUUGAUAUUAAAGCAAAAUAAAGAGUUAUAAGAUUUUAAGAAAAUAAUGUGCCUACAUUAGGAUGGUGUAGAGAUAAUUAAAAGAAUAUUUUGAUUACAAUUGAACCUAGAGAAUAAAUUUUAGGUGAUUUACAAGAAUAUACACAUGAUUCUUAUAUUGUAAGUGCUUAAGUUGAUUGGUAAACUGAUCCUUCAAAAGAUGUCACAACUGGAAAUGUUGCAAGAGGUUUAGUAAACAAAAAUAAUGGAUAUAUUUAGUCACCUUUUUUAGAAAUCCAUUUAAAUCCAGAAAAUAGCUUGAAGUAUAAAUAUGAUAUUAAACUUAAGACUAGAUAUGUAGUAUAGAAAGUUGUAUAAUCAGUAUGAUCAUGUCAAGAAAAGAUUUUUAUAAUAUUAUAAACAUUGUGGUAAAAUGCCUAACUUUGUUGUUGCUGAUUUUGUAGAUCAGGGAGAUCUUUCUAAAAUAAUAGAUGAAAUAAACACAAAUAUCAAUCAAAAUGAUGGUUUUAAACCUGAGUUAUUAUGAA
Messenger RNA from Paramecium pentaurelia, 1650 nucleotides. NCBI's taxonomy places the organism in Eukaryota, Ciliophora, Oligohymenophorea, Peniculida, Parameciidae. The record is from the annotation of a GenBank genome assembly.